UCACGCUUUUUUAAUUUUUAUUUUACCCGCUUAUUUUUAAGAUGGGUGAAAAAAUACUUGCUGAAAUAAUAUCCUCGAGAUGAUGGAACAAAACAUUUAUUUGCUGUUGAUAUGAUCAGCAGCUCUUUUGCAAUUUUACACUUUAGAUUUAUAUUACCUAUAUUUAUAUCACAAUAUGUUAAACUUUUUUCCCGGUGUAUUAAAAUCAAAUCAUAUCAAUUAAUUAACAAGGAAAUAAACUAAAAUGGCAUAAUUUCCAUGUGCAUAAAUAAUUAAUUUCAUUAAUGCACCAGUGAAAGCUCAUAACAGAAAUAGAUGCCUUAUUUCAUUGAAACAUAUCGCUCAAUAAACAACGUAGUAAAAAAAUAACCAGAGUUCAGUGUAGGCUUUAUCUCAGUAUUUUUUUGGUACUUUUCGAAAAAAUUGCUGUUGCGAUAUGAUAUAAUAAAAUAAUGUUUCUUAAAACCUCUAUUUAAUCUUCGAACGCAUUAAAUAUUUAUUCUACAAUCGAAACAAAAGCUAAUUUUAUCUUGAGUUUCAAGAUAAUUUCAAUUCCGGACAUUUACAAUAGUGUAAUAAAAUAUGAUAUAGGGUACGCACCUACUUGUUUUUUUGAUCCAAAGUGCGUGUAAGUGCUUCGGUAAAUCGAUAAACAAAAUCGAGAUAUUAUCUAAUAUGGUGUCUGAAAAUAGGAUCGAAGAUAUUUCGAAUGAACAAAGUAUUUUGCUGAAGGAAGUAGUGCAAAAUGGUAAAACAGAAAGCACGAACGGACCAUCAAAAGAUGAAGAAGAUCAAAUAGAUAUUAUACAAAAAUGUACAGGUGUUUUGGGAAGGUGGCAGUUAUGGUUGUGCUUUAUAAUUUUUCUAGUCAAAUUUGGCGUCUCCUGGCAUCAACUAAGUAUAGUGUUUUUGGCUCCACCAGUCAAUCAUUGGUGUAUUAAUAAUUCUACAGAGAAGUGUUCGGAAAAUUGUUCCAGUUUUGUUUAUGAUACGUCUGUUUUUGAAAGUACAAUUAUUACAGAAUGGGACCUAAUCUGUUCGAAAUCAUAUUUAGUCAAUUUAACACAAACGAUAACAAUGUUGGGAAUUUUAGUUGGCAGCAUGUUGUUUGGUUUUAUGUCUGACAAAUAUGGAAGAAAAAAUCCCUUGGUUUUGUCAGUAACUUUACAAGCAGCUUCUGGAAUAGCGGCGGGUUUUUCGCCAUGGUUUUCAGUAUUCAUGAUCAUGAAAUUUUUGUCGGCAGUUGCAACUGGAGGUACUAUGAUAACAAGUUUUGUACUUAUCAUGGAAAUUGUAGGUACCGAAUGGAGAACAGUUCUUGGUAUCCUCUACCAAAUUCCUUUCAAUCUCGGCCACCUUUUCAUGCCUCUAAUUAGCUACUAUUUUCGCAAUUGGCGACAAUUUCAAAUCAUUAUAUCAGUACCUUCGUUGUUUCUCAUUUCCUACUACUGGCUCUUGCCAGAGUCUCCGAGAUGGCAGCUGGCCGUCGGCAACAAAGAAGCAGCCAUCGCAACUUUAAAAAAAGCAGCCAAAUGUAAUAAACUACCCACCGAAAAAAUAGAGACGGACGUCAGUCUUUACUUAGAAACCAAAGAUCAAACUCAAAAAGAAGUACAUAAAGGAAACAUGAUGGAUUUGUUUAGGACGCCAGUUAUGAGGAUGUACACGAUUGUGAUUGGGUUUAAUUGGUUGGUUUGUGGACUGUGUUUCUUUGGAGUGUCUCAAUUUAUCGGUCAACUUGGUGGGAAUAUAUUUGUCAACGUUGCUAUAUCUGCUAUUAUACAAGUACCCAGUACUCUCUUUGCUUGUUACGCUACCAAAGCUUGGGGAAGAAAGAAGACGCUGUUGGUAGCAAACGCUCUUGCUGGAGUAUCUCUUCUGAUAAUGGGUUUUGUUCCAACAAACCCAUCUUGGAUAAAAACCACUUUAUCGUCAAUAGGAAUGUUUGGUAUGGCUUUAUCCUUCCCAAGUGUUUAUAUAUACUCUGGAGAACUUUUCCCAACAGUAAUAAGAAAUGUUGGUGUAGGAUUCUCUUCCAUGUGUGCUAGAAUUGGAUCUAUGAUCGCCCCAUUUGUAGCGAGUCUAAAUUCGUCUGGAACUUGGAUUCCGCCAGUUAUUUUUGGAGUAAUAGCUUUAUUAGGUGCAAUUUUGACAUUAAAAUUGCCAGAAACAUUGGACUGUAAGUUACCUGAUACAAUCGAAGAAGCCGAAGCUUUUGAAAUUAGGAAAAAAGUCGGACGAAGAAUGUCAGACGCAUGGAAGAAACGAGGCAGCAUUUUUGAGAAGAAAGAAGGUGUUUAGAAUGAACAAUUUUUACAAAUAAAUAAGUGAAGUGAAUAAUUAUUUCUUCGAUGAAGAUAUAGCUCAGUACUGUAACUGUAGUACCAAAGAUUCAUCAAUAGAAUUAUUGUGCGAAUGAGUUGGUGUGGG
Psylliodes chrysocephalus is the source of this 2430-nucleotide messenger RNA. The record is from the annotation of a GenBank genome assembly. NCBI's taxonomy places the organism in Eukaryota, Metazoa, Arthropoda, Insecta, Coleoptera, Chrysomelidae.